CCAGCCCUCGUUCGAUCGACAGGUGGACGGUUGAUUGACACGAUAAAAACAGAUCUCGGGAACAUUGUCGAAACUGCUGUGUGAAAUCUGAUUUCUGGAACAAUGUCUAAUGUGAAACGUAACCAAAACAAUUCGGAAAUUGAUGACACUGACAUCGUGGUACUUUCGUCCGACGAUGAAGCUUCUGUACGACCUUCCCCGUCUGAUGAGCAAAGCAUAAGCGUGGAUAGUGAUACAGAACUGCCCGGCGACUUUCCUCCGGUGGAAGUUUGUGCCGAACGUUGCCGAAAAUUCGCUGAAGUAACAGAUACAAACGAGGCUUUGGCGCAGUUUUACCUGCAGGAUCGAAAUUGGAAUUUGGAAAGAUCUAUCCAGGAAUACUACGAAGAUCUUGCUGAACGAAAUCGAGGCGAACCCCCGCCAAAAAUCAAAUCCGCAGGGGAAACCUCGACUGCAACUGGCAGUGAAGUCGUUAGACUGUCUAGUAGUGAUGAUGACGAAUCGUAUGAGCAGGCUGUAGACCAGAAAAACGAAGAACUUUCGGACGAUCUCAUGAAAGUCAUUUCGUGGAACAUCGACGGACUAGAUCCAAAGAAUGUUGAACUGCGCACAAACAACGUUUGUUCUAUCAUUAAAAGGGCGCAAGCAGACAUCGCCAUGCUUCAGGAAGUUACACCCGUGACAUUGAAUCUGAUUCAGCAAAACUUGGAAUCAGAUUACCACAUUUUACAUUCAGGUCUUAGUGACUACUUCACAGCCAUUUUGGUUCACAAGAAGCGUAUUAAGCUCGGUAAUAGUCGCGUUUUUGAGUUCUCAAGUUCGUCGAUGGGUCGAAAACUUCAAGUCGUUGAGGUUUCGUUUAAGAAACGCCACAGUCUGUUUAUUUUAAAUACUCAUUUGGAGAGUACAGCAGAGUUUUCUGAUGUGCGAAAAGAACAACUCCGAAAAUGUUUCCGAAACAUCAACAAGAUCCCCACAGAUACGGCUGUACUCUUUGCGGGAGACCUGAACCUGCGUGACAAAGAGCUGGAUGAGAUUGGCGGAAUCCCGCCCGGAAUCGUCGAUGUUUGGGCUGAGCAGGGCUCGCGACCCGAAGCGCGGUACACGUGGGAUAUGACGCGAAAUGAUAACCUUUUGUGGAACGGGAGUUUUCGACCUAAGUGUCGCUUUGAUCGAAUGUACUACAGGAAGUCCGCUAGCCAGGAGACUCAGCUUCGUCCAGCCUACUUUGGCCUUAUAGGAAUCGAGCGCCUGUUACCACAUCGGUGUUUUCCCAGCGACCAUUGGGGUCUCUACGCGCAUUUCCGGUUGAUCUAAGUAAACCGAAUUCAACUUGAUUCUAAUAGGCCGAAUACUUCGGCAUUUUGGGAAAUCAGUUGUCGACCGGGACACGAAUCAUUUGUCAUUAUACUGCCUAAUGUAUACAUUUUAUAUCUCCUUAUAUAAAUGUUAAAGGACUGAAGUUUUUGACCAGCUAAAUAUGUAUGUUUAGAACCUACUUAAAACUGCUAAAGGUUCAGAUGUUAUCGUGCAUCUUCGCUAUAGCUGUAUGGUUGUUUGCGUUCAGACGAAUGAUUCCUAGUUGCGAGACGAAGAGCCUAUACAAGUCAGUCUGGCUGGACAGUCCUUCAUCGUCUUUUAUCAGGCUUGUAUAGCCGGUACUAGCUACCUUUACAACAAAUCAGUUGUUACCAUGUUAUAGAAGUCUUAUAAUCGUCGCUGCUGAAAUUAAUUGAAGAGGUCAAGAAGCUGAAAGGAAAUCUAACUUAGCCUAGCAUCAUAGUUUGAAUUGGUGCUUAGAGUUACGGGCAUUUCCUGAGGAUCUAUUUGUAGACGUCUAUCUUCUGCCUUAGAUAAGUUGAACUAGAGUAAACAGACGUCAAUGGAUCUUUA
Molecule: messenger RNA, 1893 nt
Organism: Varroa destructor (honeybee mite)
Lineage: Eukaryota; Metazoa; Arthropoda; Arachnida; Mesostigmata; Varroidae
Product: tyrosyl-DNA phosphodiesterase 2-like
Biological process (GO): double-strand break repair
Cellular component (GO): PML body; cytoplasm
Molecular function (GO): 5'-tyrosyl-DNA phosphodiesterase activity; single-stranded DNA binding; protein binding
Source: RefSeq, a predicted model, not a curated record